Messenger RNA from Penicillium paradoxum, 1131 nucleotides. Its product is annotated as TauD/TfdA dioxygenase family protein. The transcript is spliced from 2 exons. The record is from RefSeq and is a predicted model, not a curated record. Gene Ontology annotation, cellular component: cytoplasm. NCBI's taxonomy places the organism in Eukaryota, Fungi, Ascomycota, Eurotiomycetes, Eurotiales, Aspergillaceae. The coding region runs from base 1 to 1131 and encodes 376 amino acids. Gene Ontology annotation, molecular function: 2-oxoglutarate-dependent dioxygenase activity.
AUGCCCUCGACUGCCCCCGUGCAUCGGCCCAAACAGUCCAAGAUCAAAAACCAGGAGCCCAUCAGCUAUGACAUCAACAUCCCAUAUGUCAAUGUAGACAAGAAGUCCAAAAUCACCACCAAAUACCCCCAAUACCUCCCCUCCUGGGAUCCCGUCUGGUUCGAUCCCCUGCAACCCUUCGACUAUGAAGACCCAGCCCUGCGGGUCCGCAACAAAACAAAGCCCAACCUGCUGCCUCCUACCGCCAAAGUCAACCAUAUCCAGCCCAAUCUAGGCACAAUCAUUGAGAAUGUCCAGCUCUCAGACCUCAAUGCCGCCGGAAGAGAUGAACUCGCCCUCCUCAUCGCAGAGCGCAAGGUCGUCGCCUUCCCAGACCAAGAUCUCAUCGAUGCCGGCCCAGACGCCCAGGAAGCCUUCAUGCGUCACUUUGGAAAACCAAACUACCAGCCCGUCUCGGGCUCCAUGACCGACCAUCCGGCGUUCCACAUCAUCCACCGCGACGGCAACAGGGAGGAAAUCGCCCGGUUCCUCGAACAGCGCACCACCACCACCCUCUGGCACCAGGACGUCAGCUACGAAAUCCAGCCUCCGGGCUAUGUCAUGCUCGGCCUGCUGCAGGGCCCCGAGGUCGGCGGUGAUACCGUCUUCGCUGCGACGGAUCUGGCCUACAAGCGCCUUUCCCCCGCUGUCACGGCUUUCCUGGAUGGAUUGAAGGCCACGCAUUCCUCGUCCAAGAUGAUUGCUCAUGCCCGCAUGACCGGGGGGUUGGUCAGGAAGGAUCCCGUCGAUACCGUCCACCCGCUUAUCCGGGUCCACCCCGUGACCGGGGAAAAGUGUCUGUUCUUGAAUGGGGAGUUCAUCAAUCGCAUUCACGGUCUCAAGGAUUCGGAGACGAAAUGGGUCUUGGACUUCCUGAUGAAUCACCUCGUGACGGGGCAUGAUUUCCAGGUGCGCGUGCGCUGGCAGCCUCGGACGAUUGUUAUGUUUGAUAAUCGCUCGACCAUUCACUCGGCGAUUGUGGACUACUUGGAUGACGAUUACGGUGCUAAGGCUCGUCAUAUCUUCCGUCUCAUUGCACUAGGCGAGAAGCCUAUUCCUGUGUACGAGGAGGAAGAAGAGGAAUUCGAAUAG